AUGGAGAUGGACGACAUUUAUGACAAUGUUGAGGACAAACCUGCCAGUUCCAGACCUUUGGCCCAUCAGACCACUCCUCAGGUCUCAAACAGGGGCUUACGUGGAGCUGUUGUCUUUCUGGGGUUGCUCUGUGGUUUCCUGCUGGUCGGACUCAUCGGAGUCACAGUCCACUAUUUUCUCACAACAUGUACCUUGGCUGCAGACCUGAUAGAGGAGAGAGACCGGCUCAAUGCCAGCCUCGUCAAAGCCACUCAGGAGCUGAAAAAGCUUAGGAUGGAGAAACCAUGUGGUAAAGGAUGGAAGAGGUUCGGUGGCAGCUGCUACUUCCUUUCCAAUGACACUGCAUCCUGGGAAACUGGAAGAGACUACUGCAGAAACAGUGGAGGAGAUCUGGUGAUUGUAAACAGUAAAGAAGAACAGAAAUUCAUUGCGGGGUUCAAGCGAGGCUCAUGGAUUGGCUUGUCAGAUCAUGAAAAGGAGGGAAUCUGGAAAUGGGUUGAUGGAUCUCCACUCACUCUGUCGUUCUGGACUCCAGGGCAGCCUAACAACGGUGCCAAUAAUCCUGUACUGGGUCAACAGAACUGUGGUGAGAUCUUUUCCAAAGGCAAAUGGAAUGAUGUGAGCUGCAACAACAAACUGCACUGGAUCUGUGAAGAGAUGAAUUGA
Messenger RNA from Sphaeramia orbicularis (orbiculate cardinalfish), 666 nucleotides. Its product is annotated as CD209 antigen-like protein A. The record is from RefSeq and is a predicted model, not a curated record. Bases 1 to 666 code for a protein of 221 amino acids. Lineage: Eukaryota; Metazoa; Chordata; Actinopteri; Kurtiformes; Apogonidae. The transcript has 6 exons.